Molecule: messenger RNA, 2818 nt
Organism: Porites lobata
Lineage: Eukaryota; Metazoa; Cnidaria; Anthozoa; Scleractinia; Poritidae
Source: the annotation of a GenBank genome assembly
AUGGAAAAUUUGAGAAAAGAUUAUCGGGCCAGGGUACGCGAAGAUCUCCUAACAGAAGCUGCCUCGGACACUAAUAAGGUCAAAUUUUUCCAGGAGCAGUUCCAGGUCAGUCAAGGUUUUCGUUUAAUAGUACGUGAUACGUGAUGAUUAUAAUUUUGGAAACACCUUGAUUGCUCGUACGCUGUCACUAUCAUCAGUUAGUGAUGGAACGUUAAUUCUUGAAUUACGUAGCCAGUUUUGUCAAUCUGAGCUUUUGAUCAAUAUAUGCGGUGGGAUAAUUUAGCCCUGAGAAAAGUGAGGUUACUGCCAAAGUUACUUCGUUAAGUCAACUUUAACCGUGUGUUUUCCUUUUUUAAGCUCUGACGUACUCAUAAGCUUAGAAUAAUAUUAGUGACGUAAACAAAUGAAGGGGUUUGUAAAUUACUAUAUAAACAUAAUGUAGGAUGACGUUUUGGCCUUCAUAUCCGAACUUCUUCAUCCUAUGUUGUAUUUUAGAGGGAACAUUUACACAAACGAAAGAUUGAUGUAUUUACCGGGCAACUUGAAAUCUUAGUGACAUCCCUGAAUAUUAUUGUCAUUGGACAGCAGCUGGUCAAUGAUCUCCGACUGAAAAUUACCAGCAGAGAAAGUAUGAGUUUUUCUUUCCAGUUCUUUCAUCUAAGGAGUUAAAGGAUGUGUUCAUUUGCACAAAUCAAAGAUAAAAGAUUUUUCCUGAAUAUACAUACAUAUUUUUAAAAAAUAUUCAGUACACAGUGCACUCUGUCACCCACUGCUUGAUUGAUAAGGUCUUAAAACUAAGGUGGGAUUACUAGCCGACAAAAUGGUUGGAAUGACUUUUUGAAAGCUAAUCUCACAGGCAUUUCCUCCUCUCUCCCUCUCCCUCUCUUCCUUCUUAUUUUUUCCUGCUCUCCUACUUCAUCAUCUGACUAGAAACUAGGGCUGGAAACAGUGCCUUCAAAAAUUUAGCUUGAGCUUCUUUCAUGUGGCAGUUGUUUCAAUGGUUGUCUCAUUUGUAUGGGCGAUAUCUUACAACUGUAGGGUUUGUGUUUAUUUGUUGCAGAAGAAGGAUGGAUUGCCAGUAUAUAUGAAAGGCAGAUAUGGAAUUCCUAUGACCAGGUAGUUUGUCAUACUGUCAAGCCUUCUUGAUAUACCCUUCUCACACAGUCACAUGUCAAAAUUUGGGAUACUGAUUAAACAAUUACCAGAGAUAUAAAAAGCAUGAGAAUGACUAGUAGUAGUUCUCAAUUUUGACGCGACUGACACAGGUUUUACAGUGUUUUUAGUUUUUUUUAGUUUGUGUGGGAAAAUUGCCGGUUAGACGGAAAAGUGUGUGGUCCAUGAGCUUUUUUCAUUGAAUAAUCAAAAUACAAUUAUUGUAUUUUGAUCAUUACCCCCCACUUUUCAAACUACUCAUGCACAAAUUAAAGUUUUUUUAAAAUCUGAAAUUGGUGGUGCCAGUAUAUUUUGUGUGCUCAUUCUAUCUCUGGUAUUUUUAGGGUUGCAUUCCAUGACUUUGGCAUGAGAAGGGUCACAUGACCCCCUUAACGGCCUACACAUGCAUCAAAGGGACUCGCCUCCCACACAGGUGUUUUUAGGGGAGCUCGUUUUUCAUCCCUCCCCACAAACGCCUGCUCAGCCGAAAACAACAUUCCUUUCCCAUUGUUUUAUUUGCGUGGUAAGUGACCAAUAAGCAGUUGUGCAAUGUGGUGUUGACAGGCUAAACGUGACUAAAACGUGACCCUAGAGUCACCGUUUUCCUUCUUUUCUCUCCUUCGCUAAGGUUAUGAAGUGCAUGGAGUAUUCUAAAAUUUUACUAAACCUUAUUUUUGCCGCUCUGAAUCUAAGAUUUAUUAGAGGUCACAAAGUUUUUCCAGUCAUUCAUGCAGAUCGAGUAAUUAUCAGAUUACCUUGCGGUCAAGGUCAACUUUCCAGAAUUUGGAAAGUACAAUGUGAUUGGCUAAGCAUGGGAAAGGAAUGUUGUCUUCAGUUGAGCAGGCGUUUGUGGGGAGGGAUGGAAAAUGAGCUCCCCUAAAAACACCUGCGUGGGAGGCUUCAAAGGGACAGGACCAAGAAUAUUUUUUGCUCCCGAAAAUUUCCAUGAUUCUAAAGGAUUCCUGCCGGGGGCACUUUGACUCCAGCUUUUCUGCCAAUCAAAAUUCAAAAUUUCAUGUCAAUCAAAUUUCUUUGUGUAUCAGGCUAACCUAAAAGUAAAGCAGGAAAGGUGUUGAAUGAAUUUGAAAAUUUCAAAGGGUUUAUCUCCUUGAGGUGAAAGAAAGACAGAUACAAACCACUACAGGUUAUUAACAAAUGGAACUGAGCUUACAGUGUUUACAUAUAUACCUCUUCCAUAAUGUCGGCAUAUCAAUAUAUUCUUUUAUAUGUUUGAUAAUUAGCCUUUCUAGCCUUGUUUGAAAGUAAGAAUUUUUUUUUUCCACAUGCUGAUGAGGUCAGAAAGGCUAACUAUCAUACCUAUAAAAGGAUAUAUUAAUACAUGUAGGCUGCCAUUAUGAGUGAGGUCUACACUUUGGCAUUUAAAUGUCUACAUUGUAACAAAGGUCUUCAAUUGCAGAUUUCUGUUUUGGUCAGUUGGGAUUGGCUGCGUCAUCACUGUGGGAGCUAUGGGUCUUAUGGCUACAAACAAUUUGCCCAAAAAGCAGCGCUGAACAAGAUACUGAAACUACAAAGCAGAUCAAAUGCCUAUUUUAUUGACAUUUAAAUGCAGAAAUGUGGCUGCCAAACAAGACAAAAACUUUUAAAUGUCUUAUAAUUUGUUCCCUCUAGGCAUUAUGUGCCAGCUCAAUAAAGACUGUAUAUGUUU